Messenger RNA from Saprolegnia parasitica CBS 223.65, 1429 nucleotides. RefSeq lists its product as hypothetical. Gene Ontology annotation, cellular component: cytosol. The transcript has 6 exons. The record is from RefSeq and is a predicted model, not a curated record. NCBI's taxonomy places the organism in Eukaryota, Oomycota, Saprolegniomycetes, Saprolegniales, Saprolegniaceae. The coding region runs from base 26 to 1384 and encodes 452 amino acids. Gene Ontology annotation, molecular function: ATP binding; 6-phosphofructo-2-kinase activity. Gene Ontology annotation, biological process: fructose metabolic process; fructose 2,6-bisphosphate metabolic process.
GGGUGCACAAAGAAAGACAGCGGCAAUGGCGUUGACGCGGCGCGGGUCCCGGGUCAUGGUCGAAGCAGAUGGUAUGUGGAGUUUAGAAAGCAUGUCCUUCAAGCGACUCGUGCUCGUGACCGUCGGCCUCCCCGCGCGGGGCAAGAGCUUCGUCAUGCGCAAGCUGACCAAGUACACGGCCUGGCUCGGGUUCCCGACCAAGAUCUUCAACGCAGGCAACUACCGCCGCCAAGAGGGCAUGGCGGCCAUCGACGCAGCCUUCUUCGACGCCGAGAACGUCGAAGCCAAGCGCAUCCGCGACGAGCUCGCGAUGGAAGCACUCAUGGAGCUCAUUGCGUGGAUCGAAGACGGCGGCCACGUCGCCGUCUUUGACGCGACCAACACGACCAAGGCGCGCCGCGAACUCGUGUGGCAGACGCUCAAGAGCGUGCCCAACAUCCAAGUCAUGUUUAUUGAAAACAUUUGCGACUCGAUCCCGAUGCUCGAAGCCAACUACCUCCGCAAGCUCAAGAACGACGACUACGUCAACGCCGACCCCGAGACGGCGCUUGCCGACUUUAAGGAGCGCGUCGCCAAGUACGAGGCGGUCUACGAGACGAUCGAGGACGCGGAGAACGACGGGCGCAUCUGCUACGUCAAGGUCUUCAACGCGGGCGAGAAGGUCCAAGCACGCUUCUGCCAAAGCUUCUUGCCCAGCCAAGCCGUGUCCUUCCUCCAGAACAUUCACCUCUUUGAGCGCAAGCUCUGGCUCGUGCGGCCAGGCCCGAACCGCAACGGCGUGCAGCACAUCUUGGGCGGCGACGAGGAGCUCACGGACGACGGCCACGUGGUCGCGCACGCCCUCGCCGAGUUUAUGGUGACGGCGAUCGCCGAGACGAAGCGGCCCAUCGACGUGUGGCACAGCACGAUGAAGCGGGCGAAGCAGACGUCGUCGUACAUUCCGCGCGAGCACGUCAAGCGCGUGGUCAAGACGACGCUUCUCAACGAGCUCGGUGGCGGUGACUUCGAGGGCUUUACGCGCGAAGAACUCGCCAACUACUACCCGCGCCACCUUGACGCGCGGACCAAAGACAAGCUCCGCUACCGGUACCCAGGCGCCGGUGGCGAGAGCUACAUUGACGUCAUUUGCCGCCUGCGCCCGCUCAUCAUUGAGUUUGAGCGCAAGAAGCGCGACUGCUUGAUCAUUUGCAGCGAGUCGAUCAUGCGCUGCCUCAUGGGCUACUUUAUGGGCGUCACGGCCGAGGACCUCCCGCACCUCCCGACCAAGGUGGGCAUCGUGUACGAGCUCUCGCCGCACCGCGACGGCUGCGACAUCAAGGAGCUCCCGCUCAAUCUCCCCGACCAGCUCAAGGACACGCUCGAAGACUACAUGCGCGAUUUAUAAGCUCGCGUCGCGCUCGAAGAAUACAUGUUUCCAUUAUGUAUGCAU